GGAUAAUAAUAACGUGGCGGCGACUUUGGUGUGUAUAUGGAUGGACCGAUGGAGACAUACAAUCAUUUCUCCGAGAACAAAAACCUUCUCUUUCUUCUUAAGUCCCACUUUUAGGUCUUUGCCCAGAAAUUCCUGCAGCAUGUUCCUCUGAUUCUAGCUAAAGGAGCGGGCUGUACCCUACAGAUCAUUCAAUCCGAUCCUUAUUUUGUCUUCGAUAUCUUGAAGUCCUAAUUUUCUACUUCCUAACCCUAAUUUCCCAAUAUUUUUUUCAAGCUCUGUCAUCCACUAGGAAGGCAUAUCGGAUCUCAAAUCAGGAGCGGAUCUUUUGGAGUUAUGGAAAAGGAUGUAGGCUUAGAAUGUUUAUCAGACAUGGAUGAUCUGGCAAGUACGUUUGCAAAGUUGAACAGAGUUGUCACUGGACCAAGAAAUGUUGGAGUUAUUGGUGAUAGAGGAUCUUCAUCCUUUUCAAGGGAAAGUUCAUCUGCGACUGAUUGGGCAGCAGAUGAAGAACUUGCAAGCUGGUUAGAUCAGCAAAUGUUUGAUAUUGAAAAUGCUCAGGAAGGCAAGAGAUGGUCAUCACAGCCUCAAUCUUCAUCUGCUUGUUUCUCAGAAUCAAAACUUCUGCACAGAACUUCCUCAUACCCCCAGCAGCAACUGCAGUUGCACCGCUUCUCAAGUGAACCAAUUCUUGUGCCCAAAUCAAAUUUCACAUCUUUCCCUCCUCCAGGUGGCAGAAAUCAGCAGGCUUCACAUGAUUACCUGAAUAAUCCCUCUCUUACUAGUGGACCACAGCCCUUCUCUGCUCCAAACCUCUCUCCUUUGUCCAACUCUAAUCUUCAUCUGGCUAGCAUGCAUCAUGGGUUACGCUACCAUGGAAAUAUGCCCACGAUCACCUCUCCUGGCCAUUCUUUUAAUAGCAGGUCGCAAAAUCAUUGGGUUAACAAUGCUGGUUUAUUGCAAGUAGAUCACUCUAGCCUCUUACAGAGCAUGUUGCAGCAGCAAUUAUCCCAUCAAAAUGGCCUAAUGUCUGCGCAGCUGAUAUCACCACAGCAGCAGAGACUGCAGAGUCCAGUUCAGCCAUCCUUGUCUCAUUUUGCAGCAGUGCAAUCCCACCUCUAUAAUGCCCAUCCUUCAUCAGCACAUAAAAUGUUCUUUGGAUUAUCAGAUCAAAAACACAAAUCACAAAAGGGCAGACAGAAUACGCGUCUUUCUCAACAAAGUUCUGAUGCUAGCAGUCAGAAAAGUGAUAGUAGUUGUUUGCAAUUUAGAUCCAAGUACAUGACGGCUGAAGAGAUAGAAAGUAUUCUGAAAAUGCAGCAUGCUUCCACGCAUAACAGUGACCCAUACAUAGAUGAUUAUUACCAUCAAGCUCGUCUUGCCAAAAGAUCUGCAGUAGCCAGAGCAAAACAACAUUUUUGCCCAUCUCACCUGAAGGAUCACCCUUCUCGAGGUCGUAACAGCACAGACCAACAGUCUCAUAUACAUGUUAAUGCCCUUGGGAAGAUUCCCUUCCCUUCCAUACGUAGGCUACAGCCUCUUCUUGAUGUUGAUCCUCCUCCUGGUGCUGUUGACAGAAACUCUGAACAAAUAUCUGAGAGGUCUUUGGAACAAGAACCUAUGCUUGCAGCUAGAAUUGCUGUUGAAGAUGCACUAUGCCUUCUUCUUGAUGUGGAGGAUAUUGAUCGGUUUCUACAAUUCAAUCAUCCCCAGGAUGGUGGGGCUCAGCUCAGGUAUAAGCGUCAGAUUGUGCUUGAAGGAUUAGCAGCGUCCCUUCAGCUUGUUGACCCACUUGGCCAAAGUGGCAACACGGUUGGACUGGCAUCCAAGGAUGACAUUGUAUUCCUGCGGAUAGUUUCUCUUCCUAAGGGUCGAAAGCUCAUCUCUAAGUUCCUUCAGCUUCUUUUACCUGGUAGCAAACUCACCCGAAUUGUCUGUAUGGCUAUUUUCCGUCACUUGAGGUUUUUGUUUGGUAGCAUUCCUUCUGAUACAGGAGCAGCUGGGACAACUAUGAAUCUUGUGAAAACGGUUUCAGCAUGUGUUAUCAGCAUGGAUCUACAUGCACUGAGUGCUUGCCUUGUUGCAGUUGUUUGUUCUUCAGAGCAGCCACCAUUUAGACCUCUUGGUAGUCCUGCUGGAGAUGGUGCCUCUGUUAUUUUGAAGUGUCUUCUUGAGAAGGCAAGUAAACUAUUAAAUGAUCCCCAGGCAGCAGCCAACUGUGGUGUACCUAAUUUUACUCUCUGGCAGGCAUCAUUUGAUGAAUUUUUUGAUCUUCUUACCAAGUAUUGCCUGAUUAAAUAUGACACAAUACUGCAGUCACUUUAUGCAAAGAACCCACCUAACGCAGAAGAUAUUGAUUUAGAGGUACGUAAAGCUACAAAAAGUGAAAUGCCUGUGGAACUUUUACGUGCAUGCCUUCCUCAUACUAAUGAACGCCAGAUGGAGCUUUUAAGACAUUUUGGGCAGCAACGCAAUCCUAUUACUGGAUUGAAUGCACAUUCAGGGAAUAGUGGUCAUAUAGACUCUGAAUCAGUAGGGAGUUGACAGGAACUGAAGAUGUCUCGAAUGGGGUAGUUCUCUGCACAUCCCUCUAGGAUUAUUCUUUGGUGGAAUGAAAUCAGUUAAGAUGACGAUUUACUGGGGAAAUCAAUUUAAGGCUGUUUAAUUAUUUUUCCUGAAUGCUCGUCGAGAAUGUGUUAUGAUGAAAAAUUAUACCUCUGGGAGUUGGUGACUAGAAGUUUCUUUUCUUGUGGGAAGCUUUAUUUUGUCUAUAACCGCAGGAAAAAUUAGAUGCACAGAGGAUUAAUGUACAGGAUGGUCUUAGAGAACCAUCAGAAGCCCUCUUUUUAUCUGCCAUAUCAAUUUGAAGAUGCUUCUGAUUCAAAAAUUGCAAGGACGUACGCUCAUAGAGGGAUGUAAUAAUUGAAACGAUUGUUGGGUUGGGCAUUAGCGGAAAUUGAUGAUCUUCAAUUGCAUUAGCCCGUUACUUGCGUCCUCAAUUGCGGGGGUAAAUUCGUCGUCGCAAUAUAGUACUGUGUUCUUUAAAUUUCAAUUUAUUUAUUAUAGAACUCCCGACUUUAAUUUCUUUUUAA
Messenger RNA from Hevea brasiliensis (rubber tree), 3089 nucleotides. RefSeq names its product protein PAT1 homolog 2-like. Gene Ontology annotation, molecular function: RNA binding. The transcript has 4 exons. Bases 334 to 2541 code for a protein of 735 amino acids. Gene Ontology annotation, cellular component: P-body. Lineage: Eukaryota; Viridiplantae; Streptophyta; Magnoliopsida; Malpighiales; Euphorbiaceae. The record is from RefSeq and is a predicted model, not a curated record. Gene Ontology annotation, biological process: P-body assembly; deadenylation-dependent decapping of nuclear-transcribed mRNA.